AUAAAUUCAAAGAAAACAGAAACAGGAAGGCAACUGUUACAAAAUUAUUUGUACUAGUUUAAACUUUACAUACGUAUAUUGGAGCGAAAAUAUAACGUUCGGAAAUAUUUAAUGAUUUAUUGCCGUUUGCUAAUGGCUUCAUUAGAAACUUUUUAAUUGAUUCUGUUAUAAUCUAUUACAUAUUUACAAAAAAACAUUUAUUAAGGUUUUUUUUUGUAUUCACCGUUGCCGUUGUAUGCCCGUUGUAUAUGUGGCUGAUAUGAUGAUGAUAAUGAUGAUAUGCCCGUUACCGUUAAUUGCUGCAGCAAUAACUUCAUUUAUUGCACGACGUCCAACAAAGAAGAGUGUUACCGAACGUCAAAAAAUCACAAUGUUUUAAUGUUUUGGAGAUAAUGUCAAGCCAAUGUCAUCAUGUCAUUGUUUGUUAUCCGGUGUCCGGCAAUCACAAAAGUUUGUUUGAUAAAACCAAAGAUUUUGUUUUAAGGUUCUACUAUAUUUAAUAAUUUAUCUGAGAUUCAACUCAUUACCCAUUUUUCUAAUAAUAAUAUGGUUCGUGAAGGAGUACUGUCACCGGCGGAAUCCGGAGAGUUUAUUGCUAAAAAUGCACAACAUGUUCAGAUUCACGAAUCGGGACUUGAGAAACUUUGUGAAGAGAUGUUACCAUCAAUAACAAACAAGUUGGAGAUCCCAGACACAGGUGCAGAUAUCAUCCAUCCUGACAAGGAUCAUGAGAAAGCUGCAGACUGGGUGUUUGUGGCUGAUGCCCUCAACUUCUGCUUCUGGUCAUACUCCGGUGCUCAGAAGUGGACUGUUGAUGGACAUUCUGGGUACUAUGCUCUUGAAGCUGCACUUGCUAGAGCUAUAAAGAAUGGAAUCGACAUAACAAACCCCAAAUAUUACUCGAAGAUAACUGAAGAUGAACUGCGGUCUGUCAUGAAAGGUGACAAUGAAGCCACCAUACCAUUGUUUGAACAAAGAGUAUCAGUACUUCACGAAGUGGGAUCUAUCCUACUAGAGAAGUACAACGGUACCUUUGAGACAUGCAUGCAAGAAGCGAACAAAUCUGCUGUCAAACUACUAGAGAUUAUUGUGAAUAAUUUCCCAUGUUUCCGAGAUGAAGCUACAUUCAAAGGACAGAAAGUGGCUUUAUACAAACGGGCUCAGAUCUUAGUAGCAGAUUUGUGGAACUUCUUCGGAGGUACAGGGUGGGGAGAGUUCAAAGACAUUGACAAGAUGACAAUGUUUGCGGAUUACAGAGUGCCGCAGGUGCUCCUUUACUUUGGUGCACUCAGUUACAGUGCUGAACUGAUGGAGAAGUUGAAAAAAGAUAUUCUUCUUCCAAGCGGUUCAGAAGAAGAAGUAGAAAUCCGAGGUUGCUCCAUCCAUGCUGUGGAGCUUCUCAAGAAGAGAAUAGAAGAGAAGCUAGAAGGUCGCAGUGUUGAGGUGCCUAACUCCAGUCUGAUAGACUAUUAUUUAUGGUGCUAUAGGAGGAAGUAUGCUGAUGCCAUGGAAACCAUACCCUUCCACAAGACCCUGGGCAUCUACUACUGAUGGUACCUAACAUUAAGUAUUAUAAAAUAGGUAUAAGUUUAUACAUAGUGAAUUGAAAAUAAUGGUGCUGGUUAGUCCAAAUGUAAUUUAAUAGUAUUCAAGUUGAGGUAUCUUUAUACUAGUCGGUUUAUUGUUUAUAAUUUUAUUAUUAAGUUUAGAUGUUAAGAAAUAACGAUGGCGAACUAGUAGGUGACCUGUCUUACGUUGGGUGGCUGUAUAAAGAUAUUAUCGAUUUUCUGACUCAUUCAUUGAUGGCUAAAGUUGGUAUCUAGUUUAAAUCGCCAGUUACAAAUUUCGUAUUUCGUAAUUCUCGUGAAAUAUGACAAACAUUAUGACUGUAAACACAUCAAUAUUUUUAUAUCGUGUAAUAAAAUGUAUUGCUAUUAUAUUGUAUGUAUUAUAUCAGAUAGCACAUUCAUAUCAAUCUAACAACCGCGCCUUUUCUAAUAAUUGAUAAACAAAUACCAAUAAUCAUUAUUUUUCACCAUUUACAUGAAUAGUUGGGAAAUUUCAUUAUAAUUGGUGUACCAGUUUGUUGGUACAAGGCUCACAAACAUAAUAAUAUAGUUUCACAUUUUCCUAAACGUUGAGGUACUUUAUCUUUGCAUAGACCUUCAUAGCUCUUCAUAUCCAAUCACUGCCAACCGCCUUUUGGGUAUCGCCACUCCACCUAAUUGUUACCCCUAAACCAGCCCGUAGGGUCACUUAGCGUUAAGCUCUCCUCUUACCUAAAUUAAUUUGUGUAGUAUACAUUAUUUUACGUAUGUAUAUGUUUGUAUAGUCGUAAUAAAAUGAAUAUAAAUAAAACAAGCCAACAUUUA
Molecule: messenger RNA, 2372 nt
Organism: Spodoptera litura
Lineage: Eukaryota; Metazoa; Arthropoda; Insecta; Lepidoptera; Noctuidae
Product: queuosine 5'-phosphate N-glycosylase/hydrolase
Source: RefSeq, a predicted model, not a curated record